AGAAUGACCUCAACGACCAUCAUCGAAAGACCCCUCCGCCGUCUCGCGGUGCACUCGACAACGACUUGUGCAGCGCAAGCGUCCACGUACGGGAGAUGCAUUCUGGCGACCUACACAGACGUUCGAAAGGAUGUAUGCAAAGAGGAGUUUCUCAAAUUCGGGCAAUGCCUACGUGACGCAAUGAAACGCAAAUGGUGAUAUCCAAUGCGGGAGUGUAUAUAAUAGUACAGGCUGCCUAAUCGUCCACAUGUCCGUUGUCGAUACUGCCCGGAACCGUCCUACUUGUCGGUGUCACUUCUUCAUCCCUUCUUUCCUCUAAAUUAAUCCUGGUUCGGGUCCGUAUUGCCCUCAUCCUCAACGACCAAGGCGUCAGGUUGGGCAUGGGUAGACCGUCACCUGUGUUUGUUUGAUUAUUGGGAGGAGUUUCCCGCAAACGUCGCAGAAAUUGAGAGAAGGUUAUUUCCAUGACGUGUGGGCAUGAUGUGGAUGGCCUGGUCUUCGAGGGCUCGGGCGCAUCAAAUGGCUCUGCCGUAUCAGUGGAUAAUGGCAAUGCCAGGGAAUCGGAGGGUGAGGGUUUAGGGAGGAGCGUG
Molecule: messenger RNA, 590 nt
Organism: Guyanagaster necrorhizus
Lineage: Eukaryota; Fungi; Basidiomycota; Agaricomycetes; Agaricales; Physalacriaceae
Exons: 2
Coding region: 4-198 (64 amino acids)
Biological process (GO): mitochondrial respiratory chain complex I assembly
Cellular component (GO): mitochondrion
Source: RefSeq, a predicted model, not a curated record